GAACGUGGUGAUGGAUGUGUCCUGUCAUCGAUAUCUUCCGUCGUGAGGUCACGAAAGCAGCUGUCUACUGUUGUGUAGAAACCUUGGAAGCUAAAAUGAUAUCUGUAUGGCCUUUUAAAAAUCACCGUGAUAUAACACUGUGGGGAAUGAUGAUGAACAGAAAUAUGUUCUGUUUUUACAAAAGCCAAAGAAAAACAACAGCAUUUUUACAAUGGAUCGACAUGUACCCAUUUGUUUUCAUUUUUGUUGCAUAAUAUGUGAUGAAAUCUCUUAGACUAAUUGGCACCUAUAUAACACUGUCAGUGUCUCACACAAGUCGGUGUAGCAAGAAGUUUCACAAUCGGUGAAAUGUGACAUAUGGAACAAUGCUGCGCCGGUCAGUGUCCCUCCCCCUGUGUCUGUGUGCGAGUCUCUUGAAAGGUCAACACUGGACGUUAGUCACUUCCUCGCUGCACAGACAGUGUAACCAUGGUAACGUGGGCACAAUCGUCUUCUGUGUCAGUACAAAAUAUGUCCGCCACUGUCAGUUUUCAACAUCAUCCGGUCUUGGAGUUGGGUACAAACUGAAAAACAACCUGAGCGACUGCUACUCCCUGCUGAAUAUUUCAGAAGAUGCUGCAUUAGCUGAAGUGAGAGAAGCGUACAUAAAAUGUGCCAAGCUGUACCAUCCUGACAGUGGAUCAACAACCGCAGAUCCCAAGAAGUUUACACAAGUAAAGGAAGCUUACAAGACCAUACUGGAACAGAGGAAGGAAGAUGAAGAUUGUGAGAAGGAAGAAACAGAGGAAGACAUAGACAAAAUCAUCUUCGACAUCAAACACACGGCACCACAGCAUCGGCAGUAUCUGAGUUUUGAAGGCAUCGGAUCAGGGACCCCCAUACAGAGACAGAGAAUAUAUCAGCAGUAUCGUGUUGCCAAGGCAACAGACAACGUCCAUGACUACCGUGUUCAGCGUCUCGCCAAUGAGGAAGAGUCAGCCGUUGUAGUGAAGGACAAAAUGGAAGCCAGGAAAGUGAAGAUAAGCAAUGCCAUAGAACGCCUGGUAGAGGACAUGAUCACAGACUCGAUGAACAAGGGGGACUUUGACAACCUGGCCCUGAAGGGGAAACCCCUGGUGUUCGAGAAUCGCAAUCCGCUACUGGAUACAGACACACACAACCUGAACAAGAUCCUCAUCAACAACGGGUACGCCCCUGAGUGGAUCACACUGCAGAGUGAGAUCAGGAAAGAUAUCACAGACGCCAGAAACAAACUGGCAGUGUUGAGAAGCAGGAUGGGUUGUCCGCCCUUUGAUUCGGAGGAUGCCAAGAAAUGGAAGUCGCAAACAUACAAGCACCAGUCCAUCAUUACAGAUGUCAAUAUCAAGGUGGACAAAUUCAACAUGAUUGUUCCCUUCCUGGACAAACAGCUGGUGCAGUACGACGCCGACCGCGACAUCCGGCGUAUCUAUGACAACUGGCAGAAAUAUCUUCCAGACUCCCCGGAGGAUACUGAAGUUAUUUAUGAUUCAAAUUUCAGAUGGCACCACUCACACCAUCAGGUGUCACACCAGAAGAUUGACUGGGCGGAGGUCUGGAGUAACAUUAGGGCUGUGUUUAAAUGAUCAUUUGUUACCCGAUUCAUCUGGGUCAGAAUCAUCCGUAAUCCAAUUUUUUUAUCAUAAUUUCUUUUCACCAGGUAACAAAAAAUAAGAUUGAAUGUGAAAAAUGAUAAAAUUAUAAAGAAAAUAUCAGACUGCAUGCUGCUCAACGUAAAGUGCCAAAAGUCAAUAAUGGCCAAUUUUGGUAGUUGUGUGCCAAGAAAUUUGGCAGAUACUUUUGUAACUCACGACGUUUUUUUUUUAGGCAAAUAAACUUCUGAAAGUUUUGAUAUUAUGCAAGCUGGGCAUUUCUGCAUACCAUACGUUACUUGAAAUAAACGCAAAGCCUACUCAUUAUACAGUUAUUGCAAGUUUCACUUGGGGGUGUCCUUCGACUAUGCGUCUGUUGACUGGGUUCAACAGUAGAAUUGAGAGCAUUAAGAAAAAGGUAUCCAUUAUUAAAUUUUAGUGAUAUUCUUCUUGAUCAUAUAUUUGUAUAAUACCUUAAAGUUUCAGUGAUUAGUUCCAAAGGGGUUAUUGAAUGGAAAUGUUAAGGCCAGUCAUUACUUUUGUUGAGGAAAGAUGUAGAAAAUUACAGGAAAAUAUGUGAAUUAAAACAUAACCCUAUCCAAGUGUCCUUUCUGACUCGGAUGAGGACUUCUGACGAGUGAUGUUUUACGAUUAUGAACAGUU
Molecule: messenger RNA, 2273 nt
Organism: Haliotis rufescens (red abalone)
Lineage: Eukaryota; Metazoa; Mollusca; Gastropoda; Lepetellida; Haliotidae
Product: dnaJ homolog subfamily C member 28-like
Exons: 5
Coding region: 366-1604 (412 amino acids)
Source: RefSeq, a predicted model, not a curated record